AUGGAAAAUGAAGGCAUCACCUCAUCAUACAUCACCACUUGCGUUUUGAACGCUUUCUUAUCUUACACCGCUGUUAUGCUAAACUGUUUAACGAUCUACGCCUUAACAAAACUCUCAUCAUUACUAAGACCUUUAAAAACGCUGCUUCUAAGCCUGGCUGUUUCUGAUCUGGGUGUUGGAUUAAUGGUUCAGCCUUCGUACAUUGCGUCUCUUGUCAUGGAAAUGGAGCACAAAACUGAAAACAAUCCAGCCUAUAACAUAACCUACAAACUCUAUGUUUUCACGGUGAAUUUGUUUGGUUUUGCGUCUUUCUUCGGAGUAUUAUUUUUAAGUUUCGAUAGAUUCCUGGCCGUUUACCUACAUCUAAGAUACCAGGAACUUGUGACCCACAAGCGUGUUGUUGUUGUAACGGUUUCAAAGUGGCUCUUCAGUGCCGUUUUGUCGUUUAUGAGACUGUGCAUCCCGACACGAGUUUCCUUUAUAGCUGUUAUUUAUCUCUCUUUUCUCUUAACAACAACACCGAUUAAUUACAAGAUUUAUGUAUCAGUACGUCAUCACGCGAAC
Molecule: messenger RNA, 564 nt
Organism: Porites lobata
Lineage: Eukaryota; Metazoa; Cnidaria; Anthozoa; Scleractinia; Poritidae
Source: the annotation of a GenBank genome assembly